Messenger RNA from Mytilus trossulus (common blue mussel), 1560 nucleotides. RefSeq lists its product as uncharacterized. The record is from RefSeq and is a predicted model, not a curated record. The transcript has a single exon. NCBI's taxonomy places the organism in Eukaryota, Metazoa, Mollusca, Bivalvia, Mytilida, Mytilidae. Gene Ontology annotation, molecular function: zinc ion binding. Bases 1 to 1506 code for a protein of 501 amino acids.
AUGGCACAAGUCGCAGUAAAUAAAAAAGCACAAGAAAGAUUGGAUAUAAUUAAUGUUACUUGUUCGAAUCAUGUUCAAGAUUACUAUUGUUUGUUUUGUCAAAAAUGCAAGUGUCUUGUUUGUCUCAAAUGUAUUGCGGAGUCCCACAAUGGGCACAAAGUACAAGAUCUAAAUAAAACAUGUACGAAAAGGAGGAAACAGUUGGAGGAGAGUAAAGACACUAUAAAGAUUAUGAUUGAAGAAUUGGAGACGACCCAGAAUAAAAUAGAAGAUAUGAAGUAUCGCAGGCUUUUACAACAAAGGGAAGUAAUUGAGACAUUACUAACUCAGAAAGACAUAUUAACUACAGUCAUUAAUAAACAUACUAUGGAACUUGUCGAACAAUUAGACCGGGAGGUAGAAUUAAUCAUUUGUUCAUUCGACGAAGAAGGACGUCAGAUUAAGGAGAAGAAGAAAGUGUUGAAAGAAAAAUUGAAAGACAAGAAAAAAUUACUUAAGGUAUCCUUCAACGAUUUAGUUCAACUUGAAGAAAACGAGCUAGAGUUCCAUGCUGAUUUACCUAAACAAAAUUAUCAGGAUAAAUAUCCCUUAGCCAAGUUUACUCCUGGUAAAAUAUCUAAAUCCAAUGUAGGAAUGCUUCAGUUUGGGUUACAGUUUAAGCUUAAGGUUUUAAAAAGAUUUACAACAGAGUUACCAGUGAUUCAUUUUAUUUCUGUCGGUAAUGGUGAUACACUGUGGAUUAACGACUCUAAAAGUGGAAAAUUACAAAAGAUAUCGCUAGAUAAAGAAGAUGUUCACGUAUUGAUCAGUAUCGAACUUUACGUUUUCAGUAUGGUGCUUACUCGAGAAGGCGAUCUUCUAGUAGCAACUGGAGAUUCGAUUCUAAAAAGUAUUAAUGCUAGUACUGGGCAGAUUUCCGAGUCGAUCUUUAAAGUGGAGAACACAAUCAUUACUGCAGUGCAUUUGAAUGAGAAGAAUGAAUUAUUCGUUGGAGUUAGAACCGAGGGGAUGAGAUUUUCAUUUGAAAGCGAGACGCGGCUCGUUAAGAUGGAUCAGGAAGGACAAAUCUUGGCGAUUUACGAAUUCGAUAAAAAUAAGAAGCGCUUAUUUACCUACCCAAAGUACAUUUCAAGCAAUAGUAAGGGAAAUAUCGGGAUUGUAGACUGGUUUUCUGAGUUCGGAAAAGGACAAGUAGUAAUACUAGCAUUAAAUGGUGAUAUCGUCAACGUCUAUGAUGGCAAUUCCGAUGUCAAGACAAGUUAUAUUAGAUUGAAUUUGGGAGGAAUAGUAUCUACACCAUCAGACAAUUUCAUAGUAACUGAUAUAUCAAACCAUUUACUUCACCUUCUGAACUCUGAUGGACAAUGUUUGUUCCAGUUUGAUACUAUGUCGAUCGGGAUAAAAUCACCAUACUUUCUAACCUUUUCAAGGUCAGGAAAACUUUAUCUUGGAAGUUUGACCCCUAAUCCAUAUAAUUUGUUUGAAAUAGAAUGUCAAGGUAGUUAAUAUUCAAAUAAUGAUUUUAAAAAUAUGAUUUGUUUUCAUUACUGAUAGUAAUGG